Molecule: messenger RNA, 2427 nt
Organism: Periconia digitata
Lineage: Eukaryota; Fungi; Ascomycota; Dothideomycetes; Pleosporales; Periconiaceae
Source: the annotation of a GenBank genome assembly
GAUAAUAGGCCGACUAAAUUUCAAGCGUCACCUAGGACUCGCUCUCUUCUCCUCUCGCCUCCCAUGGUUUUAACCUCCAUUUUCGCGAAAUCCUCCAAAAAGUCAAAGCAGCAGAACGGCUCGCCUACGCCCGACCUGAAGCAUUCCGCUUCCACUACUACUACCACGCCAGGCUCCCCUUCCCUGCCAUCGUCGCCCGAGAAGAAGUCUCAAAAGUCCCACCAGAAAGUAAAAGAUCGGGAACGCAUCCGCCGCUCCGGCUCGUAUUCUUCCAAGCGCUCGUCCAAGUACGACCGCGACUCACAUCCGCUCAAUCUUCCGCCCGACGAGCUGCGCCGCCUGUCUUCUUCUGCCAUGUCUGCUAUGGCCGACCACCAGCCCAUGGACAUAGACAGGGACUCCAACGCCUCGCCGACGCCUGCACCUUCCAGCCCGGCCGCUGCCCAGACCCCGAACCCUCUACAAAAGCCCAACGGCACAAAUGGAGAUGACUCGAAGCCUGCACCCCCUCCUCACAGAUACACCACCAGCCCACCGCCUCAGUCAGCAAACUAUGCCGCAACACCAGAAGCCGCAUCUUCGCCCGUACAGCCUCCCACCAUAGACGCCGAGGAGUACAAGGCUGCAGGAAACAAGUUCUUCAAGAUAAAGGACUAUCCUGCAGCCAUCAAAGAAUACUCCAAAGCAAUCGAGGCUGAUCCGAAAAACCCCACCUAUUACUCCAACCGCGCUGCUGCCUACAUAUCCGCCAACCGUUUCGUGGAGGCAUUGGAAGACUGCAAGGUGGCCGAUGAGCUGGACCCUGGGAACAUGAAAAUUGGUCUCCGACUAGGCAGGGUGUACACUAGCCUGGGUCGGCCAGAUGAGGCCCUGGCCGCCUACCAAGCUAUCAAUGCUACUGCCAAGGACAUGCAGCCCGCCGUUACUAUGCAACGUCAUUUGCAAACCGCCGAAGAUACACUGCGGAAUGGCCAGGCGGGCUCGAUGAUCAUCUAUGCGCUCAAUGAAGCGGAGCGGGGUCUUGGAGCUCGUGUGGACAGGCCACGCAAGUGGACUCUAAUGCGCGGUGAAGCACACCUCCGAAUGGGUAAUGUCAAUGCCCUUGGUGAGGCGCAAAACAUUGCUAUGAGUUUGCUGCGAAACAACAAUCAAGACCCUGAGGCGUUGGUACUGCGCGGCCGUGCGUUGUAUAUGCAAGGCGAUAACGAAAAAGCCAUCCAGCACUUUAGGCAAGCGUUAAGCUGUGACCCUGACUUCAAAGACGCGGUCAAAUACCUUCGAAUGGUUCAGAAGCUGGAGCGUACAAAAGAAGAAGGAAAUGCGUCUUUCAAGUCCGGACGCAUCCAGGAGGCCAUCGAUACAUAUACGAAAGCUCUGGAUAUUGACACAUCGAACAAAAACACUAAUUCCAAAAUCCUACAGAACCGAGCACUCUGCUACACCCGACUCAAGAAGUGGACACCUGCUAUCGCCGAUUGCGACAAGGCUCUUGAGCUAGACCCCAGCUACACCAAAGCACGAAAGACGAGAGCCAAGGCACUGGGCGAAUCUGGCAAUUGGGAAGAGGCAGCUCGUGAGCUGAAGUCAAUCCAGGAAGCCAAUCCUUCAGAGCCCGGCAUCGCCAGAGACAUCAGGAACGCUGAGCUCGAGUUGAAGAAGAGCAAGCGCAAAGAUUACUACAAGAUUCUUGGAAUCCAGAAAGAUGCUACUGAUACCGAAAUCAAGAAGGCGUAUCGUAAACUAGCCAUUGUUCACCACCCCGACAAGAAUCCGGAUGAUCCCGACGCGGCGGAAAGGUUCAAGGAGAUCCAGGAAGCUCAUGAAACUUUGAGUGACUCCCAGAAGCGUGCGCGAUAUGAUUCUGGAGAAGAUCUCAUGGAACCUGAAAUGGGAGGGUUCCCCGGGGGAGGAGGUGGCAUGGGAGGCAUCGAUCCUGAAAUCCUAAUGCAAAUGUUUGGAGGUGGUAUGGGAGGCGGAAUGGGCGGUGGCCGCGGUGGUGGGGGAGGUUUCCACUUCUCUUCUGGCGGUGGCGGAAGCCCCUUCGGCGGUAUGCCUGGUGGUGGGGGACAGAGAGGUCAACAGUUCCCUGGAGGAUUCCCCUUCUGAGAUGCAUCAGCAUCAUAAUUUCGAAAGGUCUGCGUCUUACGCCCGAACGUACACUGCUCAUUGCCGGGCCUGGACCUCCUCGCUCCAACGUGGCAUUUUGCAGCACGACGAACCUGUGUUGUUGAAGCAUUUGCGGGUUUUGGAGUUGGGUAUUACGGUGAUAGCGCGAGCUCCCCCUGAAACGAUGCUUGGGCAGACAUCAACUGUCAGCUCAGGCUUUGUUUUCGGGUCAUAACUGGUUCCUUGCGCUUCCAAAGUGCACUCAUAACAUUGACCCGUGUUGAUUUUGCUAGUUAGUAUCAGCAUUGCCGGCGUCAUCCC